AUGGCCUUCAGAGUCUUGAAAAUUAUUCUGAUUUGUGUGCUGCUGGUGGUCAGCGUUGUGUGUAGCUUGGUUCCUAUAGUUCUGCGUUGCGUCGCGUCGCGCGCGCGGUCGAUACGCGUUCGAAAUGCACUCAGAACCGUAAUGGGAUUGGCAUCGUGUUACGGAGGAGGCGUUUUCCUGGCUACCGGCCUGCUGGACUUGUUGCCGGAUACCAGAGAAGAGAUAGGCGAGGGGUUAAAAAUCGCCGGCUACCGCAAUGUCGAGUUUCCGUUAGCGGAGUUUUUCGUUGUCAUGGGUUUCUGCGUGGUGCUGUGUACCGAACAGAUUAUUUUGCACUUCAGAUAUGUCUUGGAAGUGACCAGGGUGCAGUUGUCUUCGUCUUCGUCGUCCAUUGUUGCCGCCGAUGACCAAUGUCCACCUCUGUCCGAAUCACAGUCGUCCUUAUUUCACAAACCGAGGCCAACCUCGUCGUCUCUGCUGCGCGUUGGUCUACUCGUUGUGUCCUUGUCUCUUCACGCGCUUUUCGAGGGAUUGGCUCUCGGCCUUGUCACUCAGUACUCUCUGGCACUGCAGAUAUUUGCCGCGUUGUGCAUACACAAGGGAAUCAUAUCCGUCAGCCUCGGUCUGAACCUGGCUAGCUGUCAGGUGACCACCGUCCUGUACGUCACCUGCUGCUUAUGCUUCGCGCUGUCUGGCGCCGUCGGCGGCUUCAUCGGCGUGACAGUAGUCGACGCGGUGCGCAGUUCGGCCAGCAGACUCGUUAGCGGCUUUUUGCAGGGCACAGCCUGUGGUACGUUCUUUUACAUCGUCGCCUUCGAGAUUCUGCCCCAUGAGUUGGAAGAAGACCAACGUCAGAAACUGCCGAAGUUAAUAUUUUUCAUUCUUGGACUCAGCACCAUCUGUCUUAUUCUACGCGUCGGUGAUUGUUACCACUUCCACUUGGACUGGUAUACUUCUCAAGCUUUUGCUGCAUGGUUCAGAGCCUACAGGCUCAGCUAUACAUCGUCUUGA
Soboliphyme baturini is the source of this 1011-nucleotide messenger RNA. NCBI's taxonomy places the organism in Eukaryota, Metazoa, Nematoda, Enoplea, Dioctophymatida, Soboliphymatidae. The record is from the annotation of a GenBank genome assembly.